Musca vetustissima is the source of this 1458-nucleotide messenger RNA. It is a transcript of the gene cort, whose product is annotated as protein cortex. Gene Ontology annotation, molecular function: protein binding; ubiquitin ligase activator activity; anaphase-promoting complex binding. The record is from RefSeq and is a predicted model, not a curated record. The transcript is spliced from 7 exons. The coding region runs from base 1 to 1458 and encodes 485 amino acids. NCBI's taxonomy places the organism in Eukaryota, Metazoa, Arthropoda, Insecta, Diptera, Muscidae. Gene Ontology annotation, biological process: anaphase-promoting complex-dependent catabolic process; positive regulation of ubiquitin protein ligase activity; positive regulation of anaphase-promoting complex-dependent catabolic process. Gene Ontology annotation, cellular component: anaphase-promoting complex.
AUGAGGAAUGAUUCCGCAAUGAAGACUGUUACAUUUUCGGUGAAGAAAAGGGGCGAUCAAUGGGAGAACGAAAUAACCACGAACAAUGUACCGCCUGACAAGCAUAUACCACUGUCCUAUGGCGAUCGUUUCAUUCCCCGCCGUUUUUUGCUGUCUACCUGCGAAAGGAAUCUAAAACUGGCAAUUGGCAAACCUUCCCGGGAUGUCCUACAAUUAUGUACAAAUGUAAACUACUGGAGAGAAAAUGCCUUUAUACCAAUGAUGAAUGUCAUUAACGAAAUGAAUGACGGUCGAAUAUAUAGCCUUGUAGAUCCUGCAAUAUUAUCCAAUAUUUCAACGGCUAGUAUACGAAUCAGAGAACGAGAUCCUGGUAAAAUAGGGCAAGACUGGCCAUGCAAACCUCGCGCUAAACCCUGUGCUUAUUCGGACAUAACAUUUGAUCUGCCGGAUUAUAAUACUAAUUGUGAACAAAAUCUAGUGGACUGGUCAACAAAAGGCCAAAUUGCAUUGUCGUUUGGGCAAGAUGUAAUAAUCUGGCAAAGCAAAGAUGAUAUCACAAUGGCAUUUAAUAUCCAAUGUCCGAGAUCAUUGGCAUAUAGUCCAUCUGGAGAAUUCUUGGCCAUUGGUUGCAAAUGUAUAAGUUUCCCCGCUUUGGAAUUAUGGGAUGUGGCACGAACGGAUGAUUUUUCAAUCCUUUGUGGCAAGGUCUUCCCUAUUAAAUAUGGUGAUGUGCUGUGCAUAGAAUGGAAUACGACAGGUACUCAGUUAGUCUGUGGUACUCGAUUCGGUACUGUAUAUGUUUUAUCGGUGCCAGAACUGACAACCAUCAAAAAACUACAAAAACAUCAACUUCCGAUAACGAUUAUACGAUUUUCACCAACUAUGCGUUAUUUGGCUACUGGUGAUGCGGAGGGCAAUAUUGUGAUUUACAACUGGAAUAUGUGCACCGAGUGCCUUUCCAUGAAAUCGAGACGGAAGUUGAACGUUGUGUUCGACUGGCACCCAUGGACUGGUGUAGAUUUGGCUAUUUCUGAAGAUGUUCCGGCAUCCAUUGUUUUACUGCAUGUGCCGAGCAAGAAAAUAGUUGCUUAUUACCAACAAAAUGGAAAAAAAUUCGCCAUCAAUUCAAUAUCGUUCAGUAAAAUCACAGGAGAGCUAUUGGUCAGCACUUCUAGUCAAGAUGGAGCUCUAUGCAAUGAUUAUAAAGUAUUGGUUAUGUCUUCGCUGGAUCGAAUCGUGGAUAUACUUAGAAUUCCAGAUGGUGGGGCGAGAUUUCUUACGUGGAGUCCGGAUGGAACCCGUGUUGCUACGACCGGAAGUGAUGAAACUCUUACGAUGUGGAAAUUUUGUCCAGCAAGAUGUCCAAACUAUUUCAAACGCUUAAAUGGACCGAAGGAAAGCAACUCAAUUGAGAACAAAUACGGAAAUCAAUUUCGCAAAUGGUAUAAUAUAAAAUAA